Messenger RNA from Lolium rigidum, 1584 nucleotides. RefSeq names its product EH domain-containing protein 1-like. Gene Ontology annotation, biological process: endosomal transport; endocytosis. Gene Ontology annotation, molecular function: GTP binding. The record is from RefSeq and is a predicted model, not a curated record. Gene Ontology annotation, cellular component: cytoplasm; plasma membrane; intracellular membrane-bounded organelle. Bases 7 to 1410 code for a protein of 467 amino acids. NCBI's taxonomy places the organism in Eukaryota, Viridiplantae, Streptophyta, Magnoliopsida, Poales, Poaceae. The transcript is spliced from 13 exons.
ACCGCUAUGCAGCUGGUUUCUCUGGCACAGGCAGGGCAGGAGAUCAGUCAAGACACCCUUUCACAUGCAGAUUUGGGUAGUUUGCAGCCUCCGACAAUGGAAGGUCUGGAUAAAAAACUAAAGAAAAAGAGUAAUGGAAAUAAGAGCGGCUCCGAUAUUGUUGCGUACCAUCCGGUUGAAUCACCUGUGUCAGCUAACUGGUUUAACUCGAAGUCGGGAAAGAAGAUUGCUUUGAAAUCAGUUACCUCGAUCAUCGAUGGACUAAAGAAAUCAUACAUUGAGAAGUUGAGGCCAUUAGAAAAAACCUAUCAGUAUAAUGACUUCGUUUCACCUUUGUUGACUAGCAGUGAUUUUGAUGCGAAGCCAAUGGUCAUGCUAUUGGGUCAAUACUCCACCGGAAAAACCACAUUCAUAAAGCAUUUACUAAAGACAAGUUAUCCAGGUGCCCAUAUUGGCCCAGAGCCUACAACUGAUAGAUUUGUUGUUAUUACUUCUGGUCCAGAUGAAAGAUGCAUUCCUGGGAACACAAUUGCUGUGCAGGCUGACAUGCCAUACAGUGGCCUGUCAUCGUUCGGAACGGCAUUUUUAUCGAAAUUUGAGUGUUCUCAGAUGCCUCAUCCAUUACUGGAUCAUAUUAGCUUCGUGGACACUCCUGGAGUUCUAUCAGGGGAGAAGCAGAGGACGCAGCGUAGCUACGAUUUCACUGGAGUUACAUCAUGGUUCGCAGCCAAGUGUGACCUUAUCCUUCUCCUAUUUGACCCCCAUAAGCUCGACAUCAGCGACGAGUUCAAGCGUGUGAUCAUGUCACUUCGUGGACACGACGACAAGAUACGGAUAGUCCUCAACAAGGCAGACCAAGUUGACGCGCAGCAGCUGAUGAGAGUCUACGGCGCACUGCUAUGGUCGCUGGGCAAAGUCCUGAACACGCCAGAGGUCAUGCGUGUGUACAUAGGAUCGUUCAACGACAAGCCGAUCCGGGAGACGGCGGCCGGGCCGCUGGGCACGGAGCUGUUUGAGCGAGAACAGGAGGACCUGAUGUCCGACCUGAACGACAUCCCCAAGAAGGCCUGCGACCGCCGGAUCAACGAGUUUGUGAAGCGUGCUCGGUCGGCGAAGGUGCACGCCCACAUCAUCAGCCAUCUGAAGAAGGAGAUGCCGGCGCUGAUGGGGAAAGCCAAGGCGCAGCAGAAGCUGCUGGAGACCCUCGACGAGCAGUUCACCAAGGUUCAGAAGGAGAUGCACCUCCCCGCCGGCGACUUCCCAAGCGUGGAUGAGUACCGGGAGAUGCUGAGCGCCUACAACUUCGACCGGUUCGAGCGGCUGCGGCCCAAGAUGGUGCAAGGCGUGGACGACAUGCUCGCCUACGACAUCCCCGACCUCCUCAAGCAGUUCAGGAACCCCUACCAGUGAGCCAGCGACAGAUGAUGAGUUGAUGACUGGGAGACCAAGGUAGAUUUGUGAUUUGUGGAUCCGUAACAAGAGAGGAGCUGCAUACCGGAACGUUCGGGACACCGGAAUUCCUGGAGAGAAUAGCCACAAUGCCACUAGUGGAAAUCUAGAGUUCCAAAAUACCAUUGGGAAAAC